GGGCGGAAGUCCUGGCCUCGUUUGUCCGUUAGCUCACGUUAGCUCACGUUAGCUCACAUCGACGCAGACUUUAAAUGGAAACACAACACAUUUAUCUCCCUUUUCUUCACACCUGAGCACAACCCGGGUUAUAUUCUAACUUUACGAACUGUCUCACAUUUUAUUGUCGCUUUAAAAGCUAACGGUUAGCCGCGGUAGCUCGGCGCGUGGACGAAGGUUGACGAAAUGUCUCGCCCGCGGUCCAGAUCACCACGUUACAGGAGGUUUCCGUGGGAGGAGCCGGACUUUGAUCCUUAUAAAGUCCUUGCAGAACUGGACGGGGAUCAGUUGGACCGGAGCCACCGGCCCAGAGAAGAUCCGGAGGAACACCUGGAUUACUUCAGGGAAGAUAUGUACCCAGAAGCCCCGAGGAGAUCCUCUCCUUUCGCAGACGACCGACACUUUGUGCAUCAGCGGCAUCCGAACCAGGAGGAGUUUUACCGCAGGAGGCCGUCGCCUCAACGCGACGCGAUGAGCUACAGCGACCGAAGACUUACCCCGCUGCGUGACGGAGGAGCGGACGGAGAGAGACGCAGAGGAGGCUUUAGAGAACACUUCCACAGUUUUGAAAACAGGGGGAGGUCGCCACACACGCCUCCGAUGGUGAAGAGGGAAAGGUUGCCGCCGAUGCCGAGGUCUCACGCCGACCACCAACAGAGAGAGCCGGAGAUGUGCUGGAGGAGAGAGGAGCAGGGUCGAGGUCGAGGGAGGUUCAGAGACCUCAGUCCCAGUGGGAGGUCAGACGACCAGAGAGGGGGAGCAGGUAGGGAGAGAGGGAGGAGGAACACACAGGGUCCUGACAGACGAAGAGAGGAGUCGCAUCAAGAGAGGAACCCCUCCUUUAAAAGGCAAAGAAGAGAAACGGAUGACGGCAAUCACCUUGGGUACAGGAAUGAGGAGGACUUUGGGGAGCAACGUUACUCAGUGGAGACACCCAGAGAUGGGUUUGGAGGAGACAGUCAGGGGAGCCUCUCCCGUGGAGAGAUUCGACAUUCGGGACCACUUGUCAUUGAACACGAUCACGGCAUCGCACACAGCAGAGAACCGUCUCGAUGGGAACAGUUUGACAGUCGUGGAGAUCUUGACCCUGACUUUGAUCGUCAGAGGGGUCCCCGUCCGAUGCGCUCCUCUCAAGAGCGAUUCAGGACCUCAGAAAGCCGGUUGGAUGAUCGGGAAGAUUCAAGAGGACGACACUUUCAAGAUAACUGGAGAGACUCCGACUAUCAUGAAACUAGGAGGAGCCCAACACCACAAGAUAGACCAAACGCCAUGAGAUAUGGUAAUCGAGACGGUCCCGUGAACCACAGGGGCAGGGGCGGUUCCCGUCCAGCGAGAGGGGGGUUCAGUCGCGGCCAGGGUGGAAGAACUGGACCGCAGAGGAAUCAGCAACACUUACAGCAAACCUCCCAGGGAUACCAAGAUAAUCCUCACGAAGAGCAAAGGUUGGGGUACCGAGCCUUCAGGGAAGAUUGUUACGAGGAUCCCGUCAAACGGGCGGCUGAUUGGUCCGAAGAAACCCGACCACAACAGUGGAAACACGACAGGACUGGAAGUCUGGACCGACACGUGCCGAAGAUUGACUUGGACCCUAAAAUGCCUCGUCAAAGAGUGCGCGGAUGGAGCGAACAGAAACCCAGUAACAUGGCGGUCGUAACGGAGGAAACGCUCACCAUCAAAGUGGACAUGAGCCGACCCGUAAACCAAAACAGCUCGCUGUGUUACUCCUCAGACAGGCAGCUCUCUUUAGACCUCGUCAAUGUAGGUCGCCAACGUUUGGACUUCCUGCCAAUGCUGGAGCACUCUGGGACGUAUCGGGAGACCUCCAUGCACACUGGGACUUUUGCCCAGGAGAUCAUCACGCUGGUCCACCAGGUCAAAGAGCAGUAUUUCAGAGAUGAUGGGGUCACCCUGAACGAGCGUUUCUCAGCUCCCCAAAAAGGCGGCUACUCUGAAGACGAGACAGAGGAGCUGACGUUGGAUGAGAGGUUCAGUUUAACCCGAGGCUUCAGCUUAAACAUGAGCUCGCUGCUUGACGACGACGAGCCUCUGUUCUCCAGACUGGGACCUCUGCCGGUGCGAGGCCCGGGCGACCUGAGGCACGACCUGGAGAGGAGGAGACAGGAGAAGCUGGAGGGGGUUAAAGUCACAAUAUCAGGGAACAGUAUGUCACAGCGCCCCCUGGGGUCAGUCAGCGAGCCGAGUCUGGAGUACAGUGACAAGGACGAAAUGGCUCCGAUGGAGGACGAGGGAUUCUCCAACUGGCCGGAGGAGCAGAGCAGGAGGCGGGAAGGCAACAUGGGACCAAGGAGAGGACCCUCCUUCAGGCCGAACACCGGCCCCCAACGCAGGAACUAUCGCUUCAACAACCGGCUCGGACCAGUGAGGCGACAGAACAACCGUAACAACCCUCCAGGUCCGAGCUGGUGACGGGACACCGGAGAGGUUGUCCCCGUUUGGAUGCUGCUGGUUUGUUGAAGACUUUUAUACUGCUUGUAAAAACCAGCCGAUGAUAAGGAAGUAUUUUCUACUUUGCUCUGGCCGGUUUGAUUUCGGUCAACAGCACAAUGUUGGCGUCAGACUGAUGAAUUCAACUGAAUGUGAAACGAUCUGUAACUUCUGCCUACACCUGUCCUUCCAUCUUUAUUUCUUUGUGUCUUUCUGUUAUUGAUCUCUGUAUUUCACCGUUCACAUGUGUAAUGUUGAUUUAAAACAUUUUAAUCAAACGGUUGCCAUUUAUCUGGAUAAUGUCGGUUUGAGCGUCAACGGCUGUAUCGUUAAGAGAUCUCAUUUAAACAGAGGUAUUAAAUGUGAAACUAAUAAAAUUCAAUCAGCUUUUUUUUUUCCUGUCAUCAGGUCGUUGUUUAGCUGCUAUAUUGAUCUAGUUAUGUUAAUGAACAUAGAUGUCGCCUCAUAUUGAUUUCAAUUCAAUUUUAUCUGUAUUUGUUUCAGUGUCGCUCUCCACCAGCCGUUCUGUCAGUCACAUAUCUCGGUGCUGCUGAACUAAUAAAACAUUUGUCCUUUU
This is a messenger RNA of Morone saxatilis (striped sea-bass), 3061 nucleotides long. RefSeq lists its product as uncharacterized. Gene Ontology annotation, cellular component: mediator complex. Lineage: Eukaryota; Metazoa; Chordata; Actinopteri; Moronidae. The record is from RefSeq and is a predicted model, not a curated record. Gene Ontology annotation, biological process: positive regulation of transcription by RNA polymerase II. Gene Ontology annotation, molecular function: DNA binding; transcription coregulator activity. The transcript has 11 exons. Bases 226 to 2466 code for a protein of 746 amino acids.